CGCAUCACAGCCCUAUCCGUCUGCGGAGCGGACUAACUGGAAGCCGGGCGCUGCCUCGGGAGGCGGACGAUGCGGGCAGGUGCUGCGGGCUGCGCCAUGGACCGGCCGCGCCUGCUGCCGCCGCUGCUGCUGCUGCUUCUCCUGGGGGUGUCCUUCGGAGGUGCCAAGGAGGCAUGCGUCACAGACCUGUACACUCACAGCGGGGAGUGCUGCAAAGCCUGCAACCUAGGAGAGGGCGUGGCCCAGCCUUGUGGAGCCAACCAGACAGUGUGUGAGCCCUGCCUGGACAGCGUGACGUUCUCAGACGUGGUGAGCGCCACUGAGCCGUGUAAGCCGUGUACCGAGUGCGUGGGCCUGCAGAGCAUGUCAGCGCCCUGCGUGGAGGCUGACGACGCUGUGUGCCGCUGCGCUUAUGGCUACUACCAGGACGAGACGACGGGCCGCUGCGAGGCGUGCCGCGUGUGCGAGGCGGGCUCGGGCCUCGUGUUCUCAUGCCAGGACAAGCAGAACACCGUGUGCGAGGAGUGUCCCGAUGGCACGUAUUCCGACGAGGCCAACCACGUGGACCCGUGCCUGCCGUGCACCGUGUGCGAGGACACCGAGCGCCAGGUGCGCGAGUGCACGCGCUGGGCCGACGCCGAGUGCGAGGAGAUCCCUGGCCGCUGGAUCACGCGGUCCACUCCCCCUGAGGGCUCAGACAGCACGUCCCCCAGCACCCAGGAGCCCGAGGCGCCUCCAGAGCAAGACCUUGUGGCUAGCACCAUGGCCGAUGUGGCGACUACAGUGAUGGGUAGCUCCCAGCCCGUGGUGACCCGAGGCUCCACGGACAACCUCAUCCCCGUCUACUGCUCCAUCCUGGCCGCCGUGGUUGUGGGGCUCGUGGCCUACAUCGCCUUCAAGAGGUGGAACAGCUGCAAGCAGAACAAGCAAGGAGCCAACAGCCGGACCGUGAACCAGACCCCCCCACCCGAAGGAGAAAAACUCCACAGCGACAGUGGCAUCUCUGUGGACAGCCAGAGCCUACAUGACCAGCAACCCCACACACAGACGGCCGCGGGCCAGGCCCUCAAGGGGGACGGAGGCCUCUACAGCAGCCUGCCACCGGCCAAGCGGGAGGAGGUGGAGAAGCUGCUCAACGGCUCUGCGGGGGACACCUGGCGGCACCUGGCAGACGAGCUGGGCUACCAGCCUGAGCACAUAGACUCCUUCACCCACGAGGCCUGCCCGGUCCGGGCCCUGCUCGCCAGCUGGGCCGCCCAGGACAGCGCUACGCUCGACGCCCUCCUGGCUGCCCUGCGCCGCAUCCAGCGAGCCGACAUUGUCGAGAGCCUUUGCAGCGAGUCCACUGCCACGUCCCCUGUGUGAGCGGACCCCGGAGCCCCUGCCCUGCCCCGACUCCAGUGACUGAUGCUCCAGCCAAUCCCCAUGGGCCAGCAUCAGAGCUGAGCUCUCUGGGGCAGGGCCGAGGCGCCCGGGCCCCUAAACCACAGCCCUGUCGUUGCCCCUUGUGGCCCCAUCGCUUCUGACCACACUCCCUCUCCAGCACCGGAAGUGCCCCUGCUGCCUCUCCCACUGUGUCCCCCCUGCCCCCUCACCAUCCUGGCCUUCUGCUCCUCCUCCCCACACUUCUAGAUGGGCCAGCACCUCCCACCGCAGCAGGUGCCAUACCUGGAGGGCUGACACCGGGAUCGUGUUGGGGGUGAUGAUAAGGCCCCAGAGACUCAGAGAGAGAGACUGAGGAACCAGAGCCAUGGACUCUACACUGUGAACUUGGGGAAUGAGGGAGCAUCAUCGUGGCCUAAACCCUCCUUCAGCCCCCACCACGUCUCCCCUCUGGCCUAAGAUGAAGAGAAUCAUAUGCUUGUCAGAGCCGGCAGGGAGUUGGUUUGAAGUCUAGUCCACCCUCCUUGUUUUACAUACAGGACACUGAGGCCCAGGGAGAGGCAGUGACUGGCCCAAAGCCACUCACUGAUCGGGCGGCCAAAUGUGGGCUGGCCUUCUCCUCUCUGAACGAGGGGCACAGGCCUCAGGUUUUCUUAAGAGCUGGGAGAGAUGAGCCAGGUGACCCUCUGGGAAAUGUCUUGCAGCCAAAUCCGGUCCACCCUCCCCCACCUCCAGGCCUGUUCAACCCCCAUGGAGAUGGGAUGCUUUUCCCAAAGCCUGGUCCAUUGAUCCCUCAUGACCCGGGUCAGGUUUGGGGGUUUGUGGAAAGGGGUGCUGCUUCCUUCUUCCUGUCCCCCCUCAGGUGUGUCAGUGUGGCAUCUGUGAUGUGGCCCAGUCUGUAGGUGCCCUCCGUCCCUGCCCUGUGUUGGCAACAACCCAGCGCCAACACAGGCGGUACUGGGGGUCAGGGGCUAAGGACCCCCCGCCCGCAACACAGAUACACACACAUCCACACACACACAGGAUGAGAAAUCUUUUCUCCACAAGUUCCUUCUCUUGGGCUGGGACCGGAUCCUGCCCGGGGCGGCUGCCAGACAAGCAUCACAGGGAAUUGAACUCUGCUUGCUGUCUUCCCUCGCCCCCGGGUCUGGCAGGCCAAGGACGGCUGAGGCUUGGGCUGGCGCCGGUCUUCCAAGGGCCUGCGCAUGGAGGAAUGUUCCCCACAUCCCCGCCUUCCCUGAAGCCACGGGUUCGGCUGGGCCCCGAAGGUUGCAAUGAAGAAAAGUGGACCAGUGUGGGAAAGGAGCAAGGAAGAAUUGAGUUAAACUGUAGCCAGCCCCUAGAUGGUUUGUCCCAAGUUUAGAGGACCCUACAAAGGACAGUUUUUCCCUAGCUUGGGGCCAGGAAGGGGCCUGGAGGUCCCUCCCGGACUGUUCUGUUUUGCUUGAUGUUGGAAUGAGUGGCUCCCCUGUCUAUUUAGCAUGAACGAGCCCAGAGCAGGGUGUGCACUGACAGCCACCCCCUCCCCCGCCCAGGGUUCUCCCAGCCCCCUGUAAGGGACUGGGAGCGUUGUAUGUAGAUGGCAUUUCUUUUACUUCAGUCUGUGAUGGGAGGAGGAAACUCACCUGCUGUCCCCUCACUUGUGCACCUGGGAGUGGGACAGAGUCUGAGUGUAUUUAUUUUCCUCCCCAGCAGUCAGGGAGGGGGGUUGGGGGUGGCAAGUAUGUUUUAGCAUGUGUUUGGUUCUGGGGCCCCUCCUGCCUCCCUUUGGGCCGAGAUGGAACCCUUUUGGCCUCCUAGCAGGGGGCUGCGAGCUCCAGACUCCCUGACACCUUCCCCUUGCAUCCUGUGUAAUCAUUUCUUGGGCCCUCCUGAAACUUACACAUAA
Pteronotus mesoamericanus is the source of this 3271-nucleotide messenger RNA. RefSeq names its product nerve growth factor receptor (gene NGFR). Gene Ontology annotation, molecular function: nerve growth factor binding; coreceptor activity; death receptor activity. The transcript has 6 exons. Lineage: Eukaryota; Metazoa; Chordata; Mammalia; Chiroptera; Mormoopidae. The record is from RefSeq and is a predicted model, not a curated record. Bases 70 to 1365 code for a protein of 431 amino acids. Gene Ontology annotation, biological process: Rho protein signal transduction. Gene Ontology annotation, cellular component: plasma membrane; cell surface.